Molecule: messenger RNA, 1400 nt
Organism: Magnolia sinica
Lineage: Eukaryota; Viridiplantae; Streptophyta; Magnoliopsida; Magnoliales; Magnoliaceae
Exons: 9
Coding region: 113-700 (195 amino acids)
Cellular component (GO): cytosol; mitochondrion
Molecular function (GO): peptidyl-tRNA hydrolase activity
Source: RefSeq, a predicted model, not a curated record
UUAUAGCUGCCUGCGUAUUCUUUGUCACGCUCUGCCAGAGUAUCAAAACUAUUUCUAUCCUCGUAUCAUCGUGUAAGAUAGACGAUUCAUCCCUCCUCGCUCUCUCUCGAAAAUGCUCGAUUCGUGGCGAAAUCCUUCCCAACACUCCAAAAGCCAGCAACAACAGAAGAAUCAAGAGCCAUGGUUUGCAGUGAGCAUAAAGCCCCAGAACAUGAUACCAGGUCUCAUCAUCGGUUUCCUUCUUGGGUUUUUGAUAGAUUUAUCAGCACCCCACAAACGCAACACAAGAAACAAUUCUUUUUCCAAUUUGAAGAGGCAGCAACAGCUAAUUUCAGAUGGCUGUGAUGAAGAGCUCAAAAUGGUUUUGGUUGUUAGACAAGACCUGAAGAUGGGAGCUGGGAAAAUUGCAUCUCAAUGUGCUCAUGCGGCCACAGGCAUGUAUUCGGAAUUGAUACAAAGCCAGCGAUCCCUAUUGAGACAAUGGGAGCAAUGUGGCCAGCCUAAAAUAGUUGUUACAUGCAAGAAUCAACAAGAAAUGAACAAGUUACAGGGAGCAGCAUGUAGCAUUGGCCUUCCAACUUUCGUUGUUGCGGAUGCGGGGCGUACACAGGUUAUGGCUGGGUCGAAGACAGUUCUUGCCAUUGGACCAGGUAGAAAGGCAUCCGUGGAUUCGGUGACAGGGAAACUGCGCCUUCUAUGAUGGUGAAUCUGCUAACAUGGGUGUUAUAAUGAGUUUUUAGACCCUGCUGGCGGAUGACCGGCAGUUGGAUCCAUGUGUUCAUUUAUUAUCAUGGGGUGCUUCAAGAAUUGAAAGAAAUUGAAAUUCACAAUUAUUCACUCCUGAGAAGUAAGAAAGCAGUUUGAUGAUGAUGACAAUGAUGAGGAUAUGAACAGCAGCUAAGGCCCAUUUGGAUGCAUAUUGUACAAUGUUAUUUGAUUAAGAGCAUUCUGCCUGAUCGUGUUUUGAUUUUUCAGAUAGUUUUGGCGAUCCCCAAGUCAGCAUUGGAACCAACACUAUACAGAUUGGAAUCCUUGACAACAGAUGUUUUCGCUAGCAGCUACACCAUCCAAGCUCUGUGGGGGCCCACUGUUAUUUGUACAACAUCCACUCCGUCCACCAGGUGCACCCCUCGACCAUUGGGCCAGAAGUCAGCCCAAACCACAACUCCAGUAGGCCACACCAAAGGGAAUAAUGGGGGAUAGGGACACUAUUGAAAACAUUCAGGAUGCUGCUCACCUUUGAGUGUGUAUAUACCAUCCAAUUGUUCAUUAGGUGUAACUUGUCUGGAUGAAGGAACACUCCAAAAAUCAUCCUCAUCCAAUACUCAAGUGGGCUACGACUCAUGGAUUUAUUGGUUUUGGGCAUGUUUCUUGCCUACCCAAGUUUUGGAUUGCAGUGA